AUGUCUCUCACAAACGACUCGCCAGAGGUCGCCGCCGCCGCCGCCAAGACGGCCUCCUUCACUCUGGCCUCGCUGCCGGCAUCGGCUCGCAACGAGGCCCUCGAGGCCAUCCACGCGGCUCUCACAGCGUCCAAGGACGAGAUCCUGGCAGCGAAUGCGCGCGAUCUGGAGCUUGCGCAGAAAGCGGCCGCGGAUGGGAUGCUGUCACAGGCGCUCGUGUCGAGGCUGGAUCUGGGCAAGAAGGGCAAGUUUGAGGAUAUGUUGCAGGGGAUAUUGGAUGUGAGGGACUUGGAAGAUCCUGUGGGCAAGGUCUCACUACGGACAAAGCUCGACGACAACCUCAACCUGGAGCGGGUUUCAUGCCCGAUUGGCGUCCUUCUCAUCAUCUUCGAGGCGCGCCCUGAAGUCAUUGCCAACAUUGCCAGUCUGGCAAUCAAGUCCGGCAAUGCUGCCAUUCUCAAGGGAGGCAAGGAGUCUACAGAAUCCUUCAUCGCCAUCUCAAAAGUCAUCUCCUCUGCUCUCUCCACAACUCAGGUCCCCAACUCAGCCAUCCAACUCGUCAUCACUCGCGACGCCAUUCUCCAGCUUCUCAGCCAGGAUCGCAGCAUUGAUCUUGUCAUCCCCCGCGGCUCAAACGAGCUUGUCCGGUACAUCAAGGAAAACACAAAGAUCCCCGUCUUGGGCCACGCAGACGGCCUCUGCAGCAUCUAUCUCACAGCCUCCGCCGACAAGGAGAAGGCUGCUGUUGCCAUUGUCGACUCCAAGACCAGCUACCCAGCUGCGUGCAACAGCGUAGAAACCCUCCUUGUCCAGGACAAAGCCCUCGAUACCAUCUUCCCCAGCGUGGCUGCUGCACUGGCUCAGAAAGGCGUGACUCUCCGCGUUGACGCCACCAGCAAAGCCGCCCUCGCAGCUGCAUCCACCGCGUUCCCAGACGGCACUGUUGUAGAUGCCACCCCAGAAGACUUUGAUACAGAACACCUUUCCCUGACACUGGCCGUCAAGACAGUAUCUUCCGUCGAGGAAGCCAUUCUCCACAUCAACACCCACGGCUCUCACCACACAGACUCCAUCUUCACCUCGGACGGAGCCGAGGCCGAACACUUUAUGAAUCAGGUAGACUCAGCCGGUGUGUACUGGAACGCCUCAACCCGUCUGGCGGACGGCAUGCGCUACGGCUUUGGAACCGAAGUCGGCAUCAGCACCAACAAGAUCCACUCUCGGGGACCGGUGGGCCUGGACGGUCUGACAAUUUACAAGUACAAGAUAAGGGGAGACUAUCAGCCGACGGCGCAGUAUGGCGAGGGCGAGGGAAAGAGACCAUGGAAGCAUGAGCGGUUGGCUUUUUAA
Molecule: messenger RNA, 1350 nt
Organism: Trichoderma gamsii
Lineage: Eukaryota; Fungi; Ascomycota; Sordariomycetes; Hypocreales; Hypocreaceae
Product: gamma-glutamyl phosphate reductase
Exons: 3
Coding region: 1-1350 (449 amino acids)
Molecular function (GO): NADP binding; glutamate-5-semialdehyde dehydrogenase (NADP+) activity
Source: RefSeq, a predicted model, not a curated record